AUGGCGUCUACGACCCGAUCAAUAGAGGAGACUUGUGCUGCGUUGAGUUUGGCAGAGGAGGAGGAGGCGGGGGGUGUUGAGUUUGGGGUGGAGGAUGUGGUGGUCGCGCUGGAAACCUACAAGUUUGCGGUGGUGGGCAGGCUGCUUACGGAUCGACCGAUUAAGUUUCCAAUGGUGCGUGAUACAAUGGCGGGGGUGUGGCGAUCAGGGAAGGGGGUUACCAUCAAAGAGCUUCAGCACAAUUUGUUCCUUUUUCAGUUUUACCAUCAGUUUGAUCUGACCAGGGUGCUGGAAGACGGGCUUUGGUCUUUCGAGCAAAAUCUUCUGCUGGUCAAGAGAUUGGACGAAAACCAAUCUCCCCUCAACGUUGCUUUGACACAUGCGGAGUUUUGGGUGCAGGUUCACAAUCUUCCGAUGGGGUUUAUGUCUGUUCGCGUGGCGGAGGCGGUGGGUAAUUAUGUGGGGCGGUUUGUGGCGGCUGACCAUAACAACUUCGGUGGUUCUUGGAAGACAUUUAUGCAUGUUCGGGUGGAGAUUGACGUGGGAAAGCCAUUGAAACGGAAGAUGAAGCUUAAGAAGCAAGGGGGCGAAUGGUUUUGGUUGGACUUCAAGUAUGAGAGGUUGCCCUCCUUCUGCUUCCUGUGUGGGUUGCUGGGGCACACGGAUCGAUUCUGUAGCAGAAACUUUGAGGAAGGUGGGGUGGUGGGGGAGAAGCCAUAUGGGGUGUGGCUCCGGGCUGGUGGGCGGCGUACAAUGGCGAUGGCUGGCCAGCGGUGGCUAGUCGACAAUGCGGCGGCGCGUGAGGGUGGUAAGGGUCCGGGGAACGUGGAGCCAUCCAUGCAGGUUCCCACGUAA
Ipomoea triloba (trilobed morning glory) is the source of this 855-nucleotide messenger RNA. RefSeq lists its product as uncharacterized. NCBI's taxonomy places the organism in Eukaryota, Viridiplantae, Streptophyta, Magnoliopsida, Solanales, Convolvulaceae. The coding region runs from base 1 to 855 and encodes 284 amino acids. The record is from RefSeq and is a predicted model, not a curated record. The transcript has a single exon.